Gossypium raimondii (Peruvian cotton) is the source of this 7534-nucleotide messenger RNA. RefSeq names its product ATP-dependent helicase BRM. Bases 501 to 7253 code for a protein of 2250 amino acids. The transcript is spliced from 14 exons. The record is from RefSeq and is a predicted model, not a curated record. Gene Ontology annotation, molecular function: ATP binding; protein binding; DNA binding. Lineage: Eukaryota; Viridiplantae; Streptophyta; Magnoliopsida; Malvales; Malvaceae. Gene Ontology annotation, biological process: positive regulation of transcription by RNA polymerase II. Gene Ontology annotation, cellular component: nucleus.
AGAAACAAAAUAUUUUGAAGAAAAAUAACCUCACUAGGGUUUGACCCGAAAGGGGAAUUUUUUUGCAAAAUUGCGUGAAAACCCUGAGAUAGAGAGAGAGAUUCGUGGUGUGUGGGGGCAGUGAGUCGAAUCACCGAGUUUUAAUUUUUAUUCCACAGUUUCCGUCAAGUUCGCUCUUGAUUAAAUCAUCAAGAUCUAUCUCUCAUCUAUACCGUAAUUUUCGGAUUCUUAGAGAGAGAGAGAGAGAGAGAGAGAGAGAAACAACAAAAAAAUAAACCUGAAUAUUUGAUUUGUUUUUAGUUAAUUUUCUUUAAUUUCUAAUUUUGAACGUUGAGAUCGGAGGGUUAAAAAAGGGGUUUUAUUAAAUAAAAAAAGGGUUUUUGGAGGGAUUCGGGUUUGUGGAAGUGGUGGGGUUUUUUCUUUUUUUUAAUUUUUUGUUGUAAUAAUUUGGAAUUCGCGGGGGAAUUUUUUGUUAAAAGAAAAUUGGGGGUUAGUUUUUUAUGCAUUCUGGUAGUGGUGGCGGAGGUGGGCCCAGCCGGAACCCGAGUGUGGGCCCGGUGGGUCGGGCGGCAUCUACAUCGUCCGCAGCUUCGCCAUCUUCUUCGUCGUCGGCCGUUUCGACCCCACACUUGGGGUUUGAUUCGGUACAACAGCAGCCGCAGCAGCAGCAACAACAACAAAGUCAGAAACAGCAGCAUCAAAUUGCGUCUAGGCAGUCAUUACAACAACAAUUACUUAGAAAACCUGAAGGAAAUGAAGCUAACCUAGCAUACCAAGCCAGUGGUCUGCAAGGUCUGAUGGGAGGUAGCAAUUUUCCUUCAUCUCCAGGCUCCAUGCAACCGCCGCAAAUGUCCAGGAGGUUCUUUGAUCUGCCUCAACAACAUGCUUCUGCGCAGGACAGCCAGAAUAGGAGUCAAGGUGUUGAGCAACAAAUGGCGAGUUCUGCUCAGCAAGCUUAUUAUCAGUUUGCUUACCAGGCUUCUCAGCAACAGAAGGCACUUUUGGCACAGCAGCAAGCUAAGAUGGCCAUGUUGGGCCCUGCAUCUUUUAAGGAUCAGGACAUGCGAACUGGAAACAUAAAAAUGCAGGAACUUAUCUCCAUGCAGGCUGCUAAUCAGGCUCAGGCAUCAUCCUCUAAGAACGCAUCUGAGCAGCUUGGUUGUGCUGAAAAGCAGAUUGAGCAAGGAUCAAGGUCUGCUUCUGAGCACAAGCCACCCGCUCAGGCAACAGUUAUUGGACAAUUAAUGCCCGGGAAUGUUUUAAGGGCCAUGCAGACACAGCAAGCUCCUCAGACUGUUCAAAACAUGGGAAACAAUCAAGUUGCUAUGGCUGCACAGUUGCAGGCAUGGGCACUUGAGCGUAAUAUUGAUCUGUUGCAACCUGCAAACGCCAACUUGAUGGCACAGCUCAUUCCACUAAUGCAGAGUAGGAUGGCUGCCCAGCAAAAAACAAAUGAAAGGAAUAUGGGUACUCAGUCAUCACCAGUACCUGUGUCCAAGCCGCAAAUCACUUCUCCAUCAGUUCCAAGUGAGAGUUCUCCCCGUGGUAACUCAUCAAACGAUAUAUCUGGCAUGUCUGGCUUUGCCAAAACUAGGCCGAUGGCUCCACCAAACACUUUUGGGUCAACUUCCAGUGUUGGGGUGAUUAACAGUGCUAACAAUGUUUCAAUGCAGCAGUUAGCAAUUCAUGGCCUAGAUAAUCAAGAGCUUCCCAGACAGUCAGUUGGGCAUGGAAAUGGGAUGCCUCCUAUGCAUCCUCCACAAGUAUCUGCAAAUGUUAGCCAGAGUAUUGAUCCAUCCUUGCCAGCAAAAAAUUCAUCAGGUGGCAUAGAAACAGUGCAAAUGCAGCAUACGAAACACUUCAAUCGAUCUUCUCUUCAGCCUGCUGCCCCUGGUAAUGAUGGGGGAUCUGUUAACAAUGUACCAUCACAAGGGGGAGCUUCUACCCAGAUGCCACAGCAGCGUUUUGGUUUCACUAAACAACAACUUCAUGUUCUCAAAGCACAAAUACUAGCAUUUAGGCGCCUGAAGAAAGGAGAAGGUACACUUCCACAAGAGCUUCUUCGAGCCAUUGUUCCCCCACCACUUGUGGUGCAGCAGAUGCAAUUACCUCCUUUAGGUGGAAAUAACCAGGACAGAGAUGGUGGAAAGAAUAUAGAAGAUCAAGCGAAGCAGGUGGAGUCAAAGGAGAAGGUUGCACAGGCUGAGCAAUCUACCAAAGGACAGAAUAUUACUAAAGACGAAGCUUAUGUAGGAGAUGAUAGAGCAACUGAAUCAACAGCUCAUAUGCAAGGUGCGUCAGCUAUGGCUAAGGAUCCAUCUACAUUACCUGCUGGAAAAGAAGAGCAGCAAAGUUCUGUCUUUUCUGUCAAGUCAGACCAAGAAGUAGAACGUGGUCUUCCGAAAGCUCCAGUUCGAAGUGAUUUUAGUGCAGACAGGGGAAAGGCUGUUUCACCACAAGUUGCGGCAUCUGAUGGAGGGCAAGUUAAGAAACCCAUGCAGGCAAACUCUGCCCCCCAGCUAAAGGAUCCUGCCUCUGCCAGAAAGUAUCAUGGUCCACUCUUUGAUUUCCCCUUCUUCACUAGGAAACAUGAAUCAUAUGGCUCAGCAAUGCCUAACAGCAAUAAUAAUUUAACUUUGGCGUAUGAUGUCAAAGACCUACUCUUUGAGGAAGGCAUGGAAGUCCUUAGCAAGAAACGAUCAGAGAAUUUGAGGAAGAUUGGUAACUUACUAGCAGUAAAUAUGGAGACAAAAAGGAUUAGGCCGGAUCUUGUUCUGCGACUGCAAAUUGAAGAAAAAAAGCUUCGACUUAAAGAUCUGCAGGCUCGUUUAAGGGAUGAAGUUGACCAGCAGCAACAAGAGAUAAUGGCGAUGCCUGACAGACCGUACAGAAAAUUUGUCCGCCUGUGUGAGCGUCAGCGUAUUGAGCUGGCGAGACACGUACAAGUCACUCAGAAGGCCCUAAGAGAGAAGCAGUUGAAAUCCAUCUUUCAGUGGCGUAAGAAGCUCCUGGAGGCUCAUUGGGCUAUCCGUGACGCACGAACUGCUCGUAAUAGGGGAGUUGCCAAGUACCAUGAAAGAAUGUUACGAGAGUUUUCAAAGAGGAAAGAUGAUGAUAGAAAUAAAAGGAUGGAAGCCUUGAAGAAUAAUGAUGUUGAAAGGUACCGGGAGAUGUUGAUUGAGCAGCAGACAAAUAUCCCUGGAGAUGCUGCAGAGAGAUAUGAAGUUCUUUCAUCAUUCUUGACGCAGACUGAAGAAUAUCUUCAAAAACUGGGAAGUAAGAUUACAGCUGCCAAGAAUCAGCAGGAAGUAGCUGAUGCAGCAAAUGCUGCUGCUGUUGCUGCACGGUUGCAGGGCCUAUCAGAAGAAGAAGUUAGGGUUGCAGCAGCUUGUGCUGGGGAGGAAGUAAUGAUAAGAAAUCGGUUUAUGGAAAUGAAUGCACCCAGGGAAGGUUCAUCUGUUAGCAAGUAUUAUAAUCUUGCUCAUGCUGUCAAUGAAAAGAUCAUAAGGCAGCCAUCAAUGCUACGAGCUGGAACAUUACGAGACUAUCAGCUUGUUGGUUUGCAGUGGAUGCUUUCUUUGUAUAAUAAUAAACUAAAUGGUAUUUUGGCUGAUGAGAUGGGUCUUGGGAAAACUGUUCAGGUUAUGGCAUUGAUUGCUUAUUUGAUGGAAUUUAAAGGAAACUAUGGCCCGCAUCUUAUAAUUGUCCCAAAUGCUGUUCUAGUAAAUUGGAAGAGUGAGCUCCACAAUUGGCUGCCAUCUGUGUCAUGUAUCUAUUAUGUCGGAGGAAAAGAACAACGUUCAAAAUUAUUUUCUCAAGAGGUUCUGGCAAUGAAAUUUAAUGUCCUUGUGACAACUUAUGAAUUCAUCAUGUAUGACCGGUCAAAACUUUCUAAAAUUGAUUGGAAGUACAUCAUAAUUGAUGAAGCACAGCGAAUGAAAGACAGGGAAUCUGUUUUAGCUCGUGAUCUUGAUAGGUACCGCUGCCAAAGGCGUUUACUUCUUACUGGGACACCAUUACAGAAUGACUUGAAAGAACUCUGGUCAUUGUUAAAUCUUCUCCUUCCUGAAGUGUUUGAUAAUCGCAAGGCAUUUCACGAUUGGUUUUCGCAACCAUUUCAAAGGGAACCUACACAUAAUGCAGAAGAUGAUUGGCUUGAGACAGAGAAGAAGGUUAUCAUCAUCCAUCGACUUCAUCAAAUUCUAGAGCCCUUUAUGCUUAGACGUCGUGUUGAAGAUGUGGAAGGUUCACUUCCUCCAAAGGUCUCAAUAGUUUUAAAAUGCAGAAUGUCAGCUAUUCAGAGUGCCAUUUAUGAUUGGAUAAAAUCAACUGGGACUCUUCGAGUUGAUCCAGAAGAUGAGAAGCGCAAGGUUCAAAAAAAUCCAAUAUACCAGGCUAAGGUGUACAAAACUUUAAAUAACCGGUGUAUGGAGCUUCGGAAGACUUGUAAUCAUCCUUUGCUUAAUUACCCAUAUUUCAAUGACUUCUCCAAAGAUUUCCUUGUAAGAUCUUGUGGGAAAUUGUGGAUCCUAGACAGAAUCCUAAUAAAACUUCAGAGAACCGGGCAUCGAGUAUUACUCUUUAGUACCAUGACGAAGCUUCUGGAUAUCUUGGAGGAAUACUUGCAGUGGAGGAGGCUUGUCUACAGACGUAUUGAUGGAACAACUAGUUUGGAAGAUCGAGAAUCAGCUAUUGUUGACUUCAAUAGCCCGCACUCUGAGUGCUUCAUAUUCUUACUAAGUAUUCGUGCUGCUGGACGUGGUCUAAAUCUUCAAUCUGCUGACACUGUAGUGAUCUAUGAUCCUGAUCCAAAUCCUAAAAAUGAGGAACAGGCAGUUGCUAGAGCUCACCGAAUUGGACAAACAAGGGAAGUCAAAGUAAUUUACAUGGAAGCAGUUGUUGACAAAAUCUCUAGUCAGCAGAAGGAGGAUGAAUUAAGGAGUGGAGGUACAGUUGAUUUUGAGGAUGAUUUUGCUGGUAAGGAUAGAUAUAUGGGAUCCAUUGAGAGCCUCAUAAGGAAUAACAUUCAACAGUAUAAAAUCGACAUGGCCGAUGAAGUAAUCAAUGCUGGACGUUUUGACCAGAGAACAACACAUGAAGAGAGACGCAUGACUUUGGAAACAUUGUUGCAUGAUGAGGAGAGGUAUCAAGAAACUGUCCAUGAUGUUCCCUCAUUGCAUCAGGUAAAUCGCAUGAUAGCAAGAAGUGAGGAAGAAGUUGAGCUGUUUGAUCAAAUGGAUGAAGAACUGGAUUGGACUGAGGAGAUGACUUGUCAUGAACAGGUGCCUAAGUGGCUUCGAGCCAGUGUAAGAGAAGUAAAUGCUGCUGUAGCUACUUUAUCAAAAAAGCCAUCAAAGAACAUUUUAUUUACUGCUGGUGGCGGUACUGAAUCCAAAGAAACAGAUACUGAGAGAAAAAGGGGGCGGCCUAAGAAAAAAAUUCCCAGCUAUAAGGAAAUAGAUGAAACUGGGGAAUUUUCUGAGGCAAGUUCUGAUGAGAGAAAUGGCUAUUCUGGGAAUGAAGAAGAGGGAGAAAUUGGUGAAUUUGAAGAUGAUGAAUUUAGUGGUGCUGUUGGGGCUCCACCUGUAAAUAAUGACCAGUCAGAAGAAGAUGGUGCACUUGGUGAUGAUGGGUAUGAGGAUGCCCAGGCUUCAGAACACAUUAGAAACAACCACAUACUUGAAGAAGGUGGUUCUUCAGGAUCAUCAUUGGAUAGUCGUAGACCAACACAGAUGGUGUCUCCAAUAUCUCCUCAGAAAUUUGGAUCUCUCUCUGCAUUAGAUGCUAGGCCUGGUUCAGCUGCAAGAAGACUGUCCGAUGAUUUGGAGGAAGGUGAAAUUGCAGGAUCGGGAGAUUCUCACAUGGACCACCAGCAAUCUGAAAGUUGGAAUCAUGAUCGCGAUGAAGGCGAAGACGAACAAGUUGUCCAACCCAAGAUAAAACGAAAGCGCAGUAUUCGGGUUCGACCUCGUCAAACUGUGGAAAGAGUAGAGGAGAAAUCGGCCACUGAAGAGCCUCUUCUCCAGCGUGGAGGUUCAUCUCUGUUGUCUUUCCAGCUGGACCAAAAAUACCAAUCACAACUGAGGACUGAUACUGAAAGAAAACCAACACGUGAACGCAAUGCUUUCAAGCAUGAUCCAAAUGAUUCGUCUUCCAAAAGUAGGAGGAACUUACCGCCAAGACAAAUAGCUAAUACAUCAAAGUUGCAUGCAUCAGUGAAGCCUGGUCGAAUGAAUUCUAUGUCUGCUCCUUCAGAAGAUGCUGGCAAACCCUCCAGAGAGAGCUGGGACAGUAAACUGGUUAAUACAUGCGGGUCUUCAAAUUUUGGUGCUAAGAUGUCUGACGUCAUCCAAAGAAAGUGCAAAAAUGUGAUUAGCAAGCUUCAGAGGAGAAUAGAUAAGGAGGGUCAACAUAUAGUACCACUUUUGACGGACUUGUGGAAGAGAAUUGAAAACUCUGGUUACACAGGUGGAAGUGGAAGCAAUCAGUUGGAUUUCCGGAAGAUUGAUCAGCGUGUUGACAGAUUAGAGUACAGUGGAGUUAUGGAGCUUGUUUCAGAUGUGCAGCUAGUUUUAAAAAGUGCCAUGCAUUUUUACGGUUUUUCACAUGAGGUCAAAUCUGAAGCAAAGAAAGUACACGAUCUGUUUUUCGACUUGUUGAAGAUAGUAUUUACAGAUACAGAUUUCCAGGAAGCUAGAAAUUCAUUAUCUUUCUUCAGUCCAGCAUCUACGUCCACCUCGGGUCCCUCCUCUAGACAGGUAGCUGUUGGCAAGAGACAGAAGCAGAUGACGGAUGUAGAAUCUGAUUCAGGCUUGACUCAAAAGUCGUUACAACAACGUGGACCCACCCAUACUGGUGAGGAAACAAGGAUUAGAGUGCAGUUGCCCCAAAAGGAAUUGAGGCUUGGGAGUGGAAGUACCAGGGAACCAUAUCAACAAGGUGAUUCUCUUCCAACUCAUCCGGGAGAGCUGGUUACUUGCAAGAAGAAGAGGAAAGACAGGGAAAAGUCUAUGGUAAAGCCUAGGACUGGAUCUGUUGGCCCCAUUUCAUCCCCGAGUAUAGUUCGGAACAUCAGGAGUCCAACAGCAGGAUCAGUCUCUAAGGAUGUGAGACCGACCCAACAGACCACCCAUCAGCCUUGGCCCAACCAACCUGCUCAUCUGUCAAAUGGUAGUAGUGGGAGUGUUGGUUGGGCCAAUCCUGUGAAGAAGUUGAGAACAGACACAGGUAAAAGGAGGCCAAGCCAUUUAUGACUUUCUAGUUUCUAGAUCAUCACCUUAAAAAAGAAAAAGAAAAAGAAAUUGCUGCCAUUGAGUGCAAGUGCCUAGUGUAUUUUGUGGCUCUUCAUGGCCUGUACAACUGCAAUUAGAUCAUACCAUUAAUGUAGUGUAGGCUCAUUGAUCCCCCUCGCUGUAUACGUCUUUCCGUAGUAGUUUCAAUGCAAUAGUUUUCAUAUCUGCAGCUUGCAGGUAUCACUAUUUAUACCCAUGUUUUCCUUUUGGAAGAAAUAGAUUGCAGUUUUAGUACGAGAAAA